Messenger RNA from Lachancea nothofagi CBS 11611, 1044 nucleotides. The record is from the annotation of a GenBank genome assembly. Lineage: Eukaryota; Fungi; Ascomycota; Saccharomycetes; Saccharomycetales; Saccharomycetaceae.
AUGGUUCUGUUCACCACCAAUGGGAUGUUCAUCCUGGAUGAAAUUCACACCACUCAAAACAGUUUCCAGAAUGUCAUCGGCGGUGGUGGCAUGUUCGCAAUGCUGGGAGCAUGCAUUGUUAGUCCAAACCAGAAAAUAUCUAAACAACUGAAAUGGAUCGUGGAUAGGGGCUCUGACUUCCCGGAUUUUGUUACCGACCAGAUUGACAGUUGGCAGACAGGAGUUGUUUAUAGAGAUGACAAGACAAGGUUAACUACGAGAGCGUGGAACCUUUACGGCGAAAACGACUACAGGCAGUUCAAAUACCUAUCUGAGAAAAAACGGAUAGAUGUAAACGACUGGCUCGAGAAAUUUGGGCUUGACGAGCUGUGCGGAAUCCCUUUUUUUCACUUGGUAUGUUCUGAUGAAAGGGCCAAUUCCAUCUUGGACAAACUCAAGGAUUAUGACACAGCAGAGUGCAGAGUAUUCGUUUGGGAACCAAUUCCAGAAUUAUGCGACAAAGCACAUGCAGAAGAAAUUCGCAAAGUGGUCAAUCGUCAAGAGUGUGUAAUCCUUUCACCAAACGCCGAAGAAGGUGCGCGUCUAUUUGGGGUCGAAGAGCCUUCCUCGCUGCAAGAAUGUAAGGCGCUCCUGUGCAAGUUUGACGAUUUUAUUGCCGAUCAUAACUUAUGCGUGUUGAGAUGUGGUAAAUUGGGGUCUCUCUCGCUCGGUGAGCGCGCUUCAGGUGGCAAACGGCAAAUUAUUCACCUACCGGCUUAUCAUAGUCAGUCACCUUCCAAGGUGAUUGAUCCUACUGGUGGCGGAAAUACAUUUUUGGGCGGAUUUUCCUUAGGCUUUGUGCUCUCCAAAGGGGACCUUAUUACCGCAAGCAUUUGUGGUAACAUUGCUGCAGCUUGCUCUAUCGAACAAUUAGGCGUACCACAACGCGAAGGCGAUAAAUGGAAUGGACUAACUUUUCGACAGCGUUUAGACAGCUAUUUGAGGGUGUACGAUCUACCGUAUACUGUGCAUACAAUACUUAUGGCACUCGAUAUUGAAGUCUAG